Messenger RNA from Oncorhynchus masou masou (cherry salmon), 6804 nucleotides. RefSeq names its product disheveled-associated activator of morphogenesis 1-like. Gene Ontology annotation, biological process: actin cytoskeleton organization. Gene Ontology annotation, molecular function: actin binding; small GTPase binding. The coding region runs from base 660 to 3860 and encodes 1066 amino acids. Gene Ontology annotation, cellular component: stress fiber. The record is from RefSeq and is a predicted model, not a curated record. NCBI's taxonomy places the organism in Eukaryota, Metazoa, Chordata, Actinopteri, Salmoniformes, Salmonidae. The transcript is spliced from 26 exons.
GCAGGAGCCAACAUCUGUGUGUUUGUGUGUCUCUGUCCGUAGUCUCAGACCAGUCUGGACUGGCUGCCUCUGUGCUCUGUGUAGCCAGUUCGACAGAUUGUUUCACUGUGGAGACUUUACGGGAUUGGAGUGAAACUUUUCUUGGAUAGAUUGAUAGAUCCCAGUGAGACAGUUCUGUGUGAUGGAUAGUUUGUGACUGAUCGGGAGAUCUUUUGGGAGCACACAAGGGUCCUGUAGCCUACAGUACGAGGCUAUCUAUCAGCAGGGAGAGGAGUUGGCUCGACUCUACAGCUACGUGACCACGCUUCACUGACUCUACCCAUGGAUGUCAUAAUGCUAUGUCCAAGCUGAAGAGGUCUGUGUCUUUUCUGGAUAAGGCUGGAGCUGGAUGUGUUUCUCUCCUGUUCUGCGAUGGUGUGAUCUCACUGCUGGAGAUGUAGGAAGCCCUAUAUUCAGCGCCUUUCACACUUUCUAGUCUCUACUAUCUCUGUCUGCCUACCUGUAAAGAGCAGAGCAGGCCUCGCUCUGUACUGUGGAGCUUGCUUAACUGCCUGGACGGGACAUUAUAGCAUAUAAGUGGAUCUAUUGCUGUUGGGUAAAAAGGGAGCCGUGGUGAGAAACGGUAACGUUCCCUAGAAAGGGCCCAAACCCUGGCCGCCAUGGCCCCUCGCAAGCGUCCAGGGCGGGGCCUCUCCGAUAUUUUCUGCUGUUUUAAAGGGAGCGAUCACCCGGAGAUCACCUACCGCCUUCGCCAUGACAGUAACUUCAUCCUACAGACCAUGGAGCCCUCCCUGCCCAUGCCGCUUGAAGAGGAGCUGGAUGCCAUGUUCUCUGAGCUGGUUGAUGAGCUGGACCUGUCAGGGAAACACCGGGAAGUCAUGUUUGCCCUGCCAGCUGAGAAGAAAUGGCAGAUGUACUGUAGCAAAAAGAAGGAGGGAGAAGAGAGCAAGGGUGCGACUAGCUGGCCAGAGUUCUAUAUCGACCAGUUGAAUUCCAUGGCUGCAAGGAAGACCCUUAUUGCUUUGGAAAUGGAGGAUGAGGAAGAGAGGAACAAGACAAUAGAGAGUUUAAAGACAGCUCUAAGGACACAACCCAUGAGGUUUGUGACGCGGUUCAUCGACCUGGACGGUCUGACCUGCAUCCUGAACUUCCUGAAGAGCAUGGACUACGAGACCACCGAGUCUCAGAUCCACACGUCCCUGAUUGGCUGCAUCAAGGCCCUGAUGAACAACUCCCAGGGGCGCUCCCAUGUGCUCUCCCACACAGAGAGCAUCAACAUCAUUGCCCAGAGCCUGGCAACUGAGAACGUCAAGACCAAAGUGGCGGUGCUGGAGAUCAUGGGCGCUGUGUGUCUGGUGCCAGGAGGGCACAGGAAGAUCCUGGAGGCAAUGCUGCACUAUCAGAAGUUCGCUUGCGAGAGGACUCGCUUCCAGACUCUGCUGAAUGACCUGGACAGGAGUACGGGGCGCUACAGGGACGAGGUCAACCUGAAAACAGCCAUCAUGUCCUUCAUCAAUGCAGUGCUUAGUCAGGGAGCAGGGGAGUCGAGCUUUGAGUUCAGAAUUCACCUGCGAUACGAGUUCCUUAUGUUGGGCAUCCAGCCAAUUAUCGAUAAACUGAGGUCUCACGACAACUCAACGUUAGACAGGCAUUUGGACUUCUUUGAGAUGCUGAGAAACGAGGAUGAACUAUCUUUGGCAAAACGCUUUGACACUGUGCACAUUGACACAAAAAGUGCCACGCAAGUGUUUGAGCUCAUAAAGAAGAAGAUGAACCACACAGAUGCACACCCGCACUUUAUAUCUGUCUUACAGCACUGUCUCCUUAUGCCUUACAAGCGUAGUGGGAACACAGUGCAUUACUGGCUCCUCCUGGACCGCAUCGUCCAGCAGAUCGUCCUGCAGAACGACAAAGGUCAUGACCCUGACGUCACCCCCCUGGAGAACUUCAACGUAAAGAACGUGGUGCGAAUGCUGGUCAACGAGAAUGAAGUCAAACAAUGGAAAGAACAGGCUGAGAAAAUGAGAAAAGAGCACCAUGAGCUGCAGCAGAAGUUUGAUAAGAAGGAACGCGAGUGUGAGGCCAAGACCCAGGAGAAGGAGGACAUGAUGCAGACGCUGAAUAAGAUGAAGGAGAAGCUGGAGAAGGAGUCCAGCGAACACAAGCAGGUCAAGCAGCAGGUGGCCGACCUCUCCGCCCGGCUGCAUGACCUCAGCACUAGGCCAAAUCCAAGUGUUCCUGGUGGCCAUCCACUCAUACCUGGGGCCCCUGGAGGUCCCAUACCACCCCCUCCCAUGCAGGCUGCCAUGCCCCCACCCCCUCCACCACCCCCUGGGGGCAUGCCUCCACCGCCACCCCCUCCACCCGGUGGCCCUCCUCCUCCUCCAGGCAUGGGUCCCCCUCCUCCACCUGGAGCUCCCAUGGGACCAGGGCUGAAAAAGAACAUCCCCCAGCCCUCCAACCCACUCAAGUCAUUCAACUGGGCCAAGCUGGCUGAGAAUAAGCUGGAGGGCACUGUGUGGAUGGAAGUCGAUGACAUCAAGGUUUUCAAAAUCCUGGACCUUGAGGACAUCGAGAAGACCUUCUCUGCAUACCAGAGACAGCAGGACUUCUUAACAAUGAACAAUAACAAGAAAGAGUCCGAAGAUGAUACUGUGACCUCCAAGAAGGUCAAGGAGCUGUCAGUCAUUGACGGUCGCAGAGCCCAGAACUGUAACAUCCUCCUCUCUCGCCUGAAGCUGACCAAUGAGGAGAUCAAGAGGGCCAUCCUGACUAUGGACGAACAGGAGGAUCUGCCCAAAGACAUGCUGGAGCAGCUGCUAAAGUUUGUCCCAGAGAAGAGUGAUGUGGAUCUCCUGGAGGAGCACAAGCAUGAGCUGGACCGCAUGGCCAAAGCUGACCGCUUCCUCUACGAGAUGAGCAGGAUCAACCAUUACCAGCAGAGGUUGCAGUCCCUCUACUUCAAAAAGAAGUUUGCUGAAAGAAUCGUCGAAGUCAAACCUAAAGUUGAAGCUCUAACCAGGGCCUCUAAAGAGAUGCUGCAGAGCCGCAACCUCAAGCAGCUUCUGGAAGUGGUCCUGGCCUUUGGUAACUACAUGAACAAGGGCCAGAGGGGAAACGCCUAUGGCUUCAAAGUGUCCUCACUCAACAAGAUCGCUGACACCAAGUCCAGCAUUGACAAGAACAUUACUCUGCUGCAUUACCUGAUCACCAUCCUGGAGCAGAAGUAUCCCAAAGUGGCUGUGUUCCAGGAGGAGCUUCAGAGUGUUCCAGAGGCAGCUAAAGUCAAUAUGACAGAGCUGGAGAAAGACAUUAACAAUCUACGCUCUGGUCUGAAGAGUGUGGAGCUGGAGCUGGAUUUCCAGAGAGGUCUUCCUCAGGUUUCGGGGGAUAAGUUUGUGUCUGUGGUGAGCCAUUUCAUCACUGUGGCCAGCUUCAGCUUUUCAGAAGUGGAUGAUUCUCUGACUGAGGCCAAGGAGCUGUUUCUGAAGGCAGUGCAGCAUUUUGGAGAGGAUGCAACCCGUAUGCAGCCUGACGAGUUCUUUGGAAUCUUCGACCAAUUCCUGCAGGCGUUCGCUGACGCUAAGCAGGAGAAUGAGAACAUGCGCAGACGCAAGGAGGAAGAGGAACGACGGGCCCGCAUGGAAGCACAGCUGAAGGAGCAGAGGGAGAAGGAGCGCAAGGCCAAGAAGGCAAAGGAGAACUGUGAGGAGGACGGUGAAUUCGAUGACCUCGUUUCAGCCCUGCGCUCCGGGGAGGUGUUCGAUAAGGACUUGUCCAAGAUGAAACGCAACCGCAAACGCGUCAACUCAUCAGCUGAGACCAGCAGGGAGCGACCCGUCACCAAACUGAACCUCUGAAACAACUGAUCCUGUCUUACUGGAGCUAAGCUAUGCUGCCCUCUGGUGUCCUGGCAUGAGCCUAGUGCCCCCAGUUUUGGGAGUGGACAGAAUUCACUUCUAAAAUGGAACUGAGCAGGAAAGGGGGUGGACAGACCUCUACUUACUCUUCUCCUACUCAAGCAACAAUAACACAGAGAUUGUGUCCAUCUGGAAACAGACAUAUAAGAUAUUACCUCCUCUGAAAACCAUGAACUAUGGAUAAGGAGUGAUUCUCUAAGCUAUUUGUGUUAAUUGCCAAAACCUACAUGUUUAAAAUGCUGUGCUCUGAAUGACAGUUUUUCUCCUGUCGUGGAUGGGACACUUUUUUUAAUAACAUAGGGCUGUUGCCCUGGAGUAGGACACUCUUCUUGACCCUUCCUACCUGCAAAAAUUAGCAGGAAGUGGAAUGGAAAGCCAGGGGUCACACGCGCACACACCGGCUGCGACACAUUUCCUCUUUUAAACGGGAGAAAGUGGAACUUCUUUCCUGCUAUUGUGUUCAGUCAGUCAGACACCUCUAGAGAGUACAGUAGAGGAUGCCAACCCCAUGCAGAGAAACAGUGUCUCUUGAAGCACAAUCCAUCAUGUAUGAAUUACGUUUUUGAGAUGAGCAAAAAAGCAUAACAAGAAACACAUUUUAAUACUGUUUUUAAUCACAAUUUUGCAAAGACCUAAUUUAGAUAUUAAAAACCAAAUCAAAGAUGCAAUAUUACCAUUUUAUUAGAGCCUAUAACUUUCAUCUAUAAAAUACUCCAUUAGAACUGAAAUAUACAGUAUUUUAGAAGAGUAGGAUCUAAUUUUAGGCCUGCUGACUUGAAAAGACAGUGUCACUGUUUCUAUAUUAUUCGAAGAGUUACCAAAAAUAAUUGCUCUUCCUCUGGUCAUCCUUACACACGGAGGAUAUCAGUCUGGAAACUAUGCAGCCCAACAUUUGUUUUUGUGUUCAUUACUGCCAUGUACCAGUCAAAAGUUUGGACACCUACUCGUUCAAGGGCGUUUCUUUAUGUGUACUAUUUUUUAUAUUGUAGAAUAAUAGUGACGACGUCUAAACUAUGAAAUAACACAUAUAGAACCAUGUAGUAAGCAAAAAUAUGUUAAACAAAUCCAAAUAUAUUAUACAGUUUUGAUUCUUCAAAGUAGCCACCCUUUGCCGUGAAUGACAGCUUUGCACACUCUUGGCAUUCUCUCAACCAGCUUCAUGAGGAAUGCUUUUCCAACAGCCUUGAAGGAGUUCCCACAUAUGCUGAGCACUUGUUGGCUGCUUUUCCUUCACUCUGCAGUCCAACUCAUCUCGAACCAUCUCAACCCUGUUGAGGUCGGGUGAUUGUGGAGGCCAGGUCAUCUGAUGCAGCACUCCAUCACUCUCCUUGGUCAAAUAGCCCUUACACAGCCUGGAGGUGUGUUUUGAUCAUUGUCCUGUUGAAAAACAAAUGAUAGUCCCACUAAGACCAAACCAAAUGAGAUGGCGUAUCGCUACAGAAUGCUGUGGUAGCCAUGCUGGUUAAGUGUGCCUUGAAUUCUAAAUAAAUCACAGACAGUGUCACCAGCAAAGCACCCCUACACAAUCACACCUCCUUCUCCAUGCUUCACGGUGGGAACCACACAUGCGGAGAUCAUCCGUUCACCUACUCUGCGUCUCACAACCAAAAAUCUCAAAUAUGUACUCAUCAGACCAAAGGACGGAUUUCCACCGGUCUAAUGUCCAUUGCUCGUGUUCUUGCCAUAAUAUGGACUUGGUCUUUUACCAAAUAGGGCCAUCUUCUGUAUAACACCCCUACCUAGUCACAAAACAACUGAUUGGCUCAAACACAUAAAGAAGGAAAGAAAUUCCACAAAUGUACUUUUAAGAAGGCACACAUGUUUCAUUGAAAUGUAUUCCAGGUGACUACCUCAUGAAGCUGGUUGAGAGAAUGCCAAGAGUGUCAUUAAGGCAAAGGGUGGCUACAUUGAAGAAUCUUAAAUAUAAUUUUUUUUUUUUUUUACUACAUGAUUCCAUAUGUUAUUUAACAGUUUUGAUUAUUCUACAAUGUAGACAAUAGUACAAAUAAACAAAAACCCUGGAACGAGUAGCUGUGUCCAAACUUUUGACUGGUACUGUAUGUGUAUAUUAUGUACAUACUGUAUGCCCGUUCCAGUGUCACCUCACUUGACUCUCAAAAAAAUCUAGGCGGCAGUCUUCCUUCUCACUACAGUUUUCAGCCAUUAGCUUCGCCCAUGAGUGGUCAUUUGAACUACAAACGUUAAUCAUUGCUUGCGAUGCGGCUUUCGAAACAUAUGGCCCUUAUCUUUCAUCAGAAAGAAUCCUUCAAAUAUAAAAUAUACACUUACUGUAGCAGUUUUGCACAGAUCCAGCUAUGGGUGCCUUCAUCUGACAAAAUGCCACUUCCCGAACUUCAGCUUACACAGGUGUGACGAGCACCGUCUUCUGUAAUUAGCACAGGUGGUUGCCUCUUCCGUCUGUUUUCCGAAAAAACAAGCGCUGUAACAUAGAGAUAUGGCCGUGUGGGAACCCUAACCCUAUCAAGGUCUUUAUCAAUUGAACCUUUUUUUGCUGAUCUAUAAUGCUUCCAAAGCCGUACCGCAAGCGAUGUGUUAUUGUUCAGAUUCAGCGUCGGGGCUCAUAACAAAACUCCCCUGUACAGAAGACGCCUUCAUCCAACGUGUGUAAUGGAAUGGAACUGAGAGUCAAGACCAUGGGCUAUUCCUCACUAUAACAUGUACAGCAGAAAGAUUUCAGUUAUUUAGUCUUCCCCAAUUAGUAAAACCUUUUCUCAAACCUUUGGUCACAUUUCUACCAACACCCUCCUUACUUAACUGUGUGAUAGCAUGUCUGAUGAAUGUGGAUUCUUUCAAUACAGCUUUAUUAUUAUUUAAACAACUUUCUAUUUCGAAACUAAAGUAAUAAACUUGGAUGUUAAUUAUC